AUGAAAGCGUUUGGUUGUUUGUGGAAUGGCGAAACAUGGGCAACAAGCGGUGGUAAGGAGAAGAUUGAUUGGUCUUUUGCUCCAUUUAAAGCCAAUGUCCAAGGGUUUUCCAUUGCGGGUUGUCAAGCGGAUGGGAACAUUAAUCCGAAAGUUUGUGCUUCAGCAACAUACUCGUGGAACAACAAGAAGUAUAGUAGUUUAAGUGCAAAUGAUCAGAAGGCACUCAAUAAUGUGAGAGCAAAGUAUAUGAACUACGAUUAUUGUUCUGAUCGGAAAAAAUACCCUGUUCCCGCAAUUGAAUGUGGAUGGAAUCAAUGA
Microthlaspi erraticum is the source of this 318-nucleotide messenger RNA. NCBI's taxonomy places the organism in Eukaryota, Viridiplantae, Streptophyta, Magnoliopsida, Brassicales, Brassicaceae. The record is from the annotation of a GenBank genome assembly.